UCUCUCUGCCUCUCUCUCUCUCUGUACCGCUCUGCUUUUUUUUCUCCUUUGCCUUUCCUCAGCAUCCCCCCUCUCAGAGAUGGCGUGUAUCGGUGCUGCUCGGGCUGCCAGGGCCUAACGUGCACACAGAGAGAAGAACCCCCCCCCCUCCCAUCCCCCGAUUUGCUGCAUAUUCCUCGGGUGUCUCUUCUCACUGUGUCCUCCACCACUGCUGCUGCCUCUCAGCUCUCCCCCCACCCCACCUCCCCGUGCGGGUGUCUGGGAGUUGGGCCCUUGGGGGUGGAGGGAAUCAACAUCGUGCUUCGCUGGGGAGCUGUGCAGAAUUAGCCAUGCCCUGCCCAGGAAUCCUAUGACCGGCUGGAUUUCUACAUUUCUGUCCGCGUGCGCGCCGGCGGACAACAUAGGAUGAAAAUCUGCAGUCAUGAUGCAAGGACUGAAAAAACGAACCAGGAAAGCCCUGGGCUUACGAAAGAGAGACAAGGAUACAGAUGCAACGACUUCACCUAACAAAGAAGGAGCUGGAAGCAGAAAGAAAGGAAAUAAAAAGGCCAAUGGAGCCCCAAAUGGUUUCUAUGGGGAGAUUGACUGGGACAGAUAUGCCUCUCCUGACGUGGACGAGGAGGGCUUCAGCCUCCGGCCCGGUGACGAGGGCGAUGCAGCUUCCCAAGCAAAGCAGUUUUUCUCCUCCAGCGACUCAGAGGACGACGAGGACAGCAAGAAGAAGUUCAAAAUUAGGAUCAAGCCGCUGGUGGCGGACAGUGCCAAGUGUGUCCCUCCAUCUAUGGACGAGCUAAAAGCCUCCGUGGGAGGCCUGGCACUCUCUCCAUCUCUGAAGAGAAGUCCGAGACGCAGCCCGGGACAGAUAAAAAGGAAUUUGUCCUGUGAAGAGAUUGCCAGACCCAGACGCUCCACCCCCACACCAAGUCCUGCCCCUGAGAUGCCAAGUGACAGGCUGUCGCAGAACGUUCCUGUCUUUUUUGGGCUGCCUUCAGAGACUAAAUAUGCCAGAUAUGAUGUGGUCCCUACUGAAGUAUGGGGAGAAUCAAGACCAUGCUCAGAAUCACAGCUGAGCAGAAGUUUCCCGACAGGAGCCCCUCCUCCGCUUCCUCCAAAAAACAUUCCAUCAAGAAGUCAUUACGGCUAUUCUUCGGACUCUGCUGCUGAUCUACCCAAUGGAAGGGCAGCUCGCAGGUCUGCCCCCAUCUACCUGAACGUCCUGUCCCCCGCCUCUUACCGAGGCUCCCUGGCCCCUGACCUAGACGACGUGUUCGGCCCCACGGACGGCACCCACACCAGUGAGGAAACGAUGUCUCCCAGAUGGGUUACUUUCACCAGCGACAGACCCCCGCCGCCCGAUGAGCCUGCACCCCCUCCCCCACCGGACUCUCCUCCUCCAGACACGCCCUCGUCCACCCCCUCCACCCCCUGUCUCUCUCCAGGUCCGCCGCCAAACGAGCCCCCACCUUCGCCUCCGUCGCUUUCUCCCGGGUCUCCUCCUCCCGGGUCUCCUCCUCCUUUCACGCCACCAGAAUCACCCUCCUCCAUCGUGCUCGGACCUCCUCCUCCGGAUGAGCCAGCCCCUCCCCUGCCUCCCGACUUCUCCCCCUCUAAUUCGCCUCCAUUAUGCUUCGACCACGAGGUGAUCGAUGAGGAGGUGCUGCAGUUUGCAGAGUACUCUUCGUCCCCUGUCCCCAUCAGCCCUGUGCCCCCUCUGCCAGCAGAGCGGAGGUCUCCUCGGCCAGGAGUCAUAUCUCCCCUGGUCCUGGGGGGCAUGGGGGGAAAGAGGACUCCAGAGGGAGCAUACCUGAGAGAUGAUAUCCCAGACUUUGUGGGUUCACCCAGAGAGCUGACGCCGAGCUUCAGGGGCACGCCACCUCCUCUCCCUCCAACCACCUACAGGUCUAUUAUGUCUUCCCCAGGGCCCUCCUCCGGCAGCAGCCCCUCGUCCCCAGCCCGUCCCACCACGCCUCAGUCUCGAGGCAGUCCAGUCCCCCCGCCUCCUCCUCCUCGACCGUCCUCGCGACCAAAGCUGCCCCCGGGGAAACCAAUCACAGACCUGACUCGGCCCUUCAGUCCUCCAGUUUCAGGCAGCCCCCCACCUUUCGCCCCCCUGGCCCGGGCAGAGAGCUCUUCCUCCAUCUCCUCCAUUAUCUUACAGAGUGCAGCGUCCACUCCAACCUUAGGAAGGGACCUUAACAUGUCCGCCACAGAGGCCUCACAGCCUCUGGUAUGGUUUGACCACGGCAGGUUUUAUUUAGCUUUUGAAGGAUGCUCCAGAGGACCCAGUCCGCUCACCAUGGGACCCCAGGACACUCUGCCAGUGGCAGCUGCCUUCACAGAAACCAUCAAUGCCUACUUCAAAGGCGCAGACCCCAGCAAAUGUGUUGUGAAGAUCACAGGGGAGAUGGUGCUGUCCUUCCCUGCCGGCAUAACCAGGCAUUUUGCCAGCCACCCAACUCAACCCAUCCUCACCUUUUGCAUCAGCAACUACAGCCGACUGGAGCAGGUCCUCCCCAAUCCACAGCUGUUGUGCUGUGAUUCCACAACAGACAAUGUAAACAACAAGGAGUUCUGGGUGAAUAUGCCAAACUUGAUGAGUCAUCUGAAAAAAGUGGCUGAACAGAAGCCUCAGGCAACAUACUACAACGUGGACAUGAUCAAAUAUCAGGUGUCAGCAGAGGGGAUCCAGUCCACUCCUCUGAACCUGGCGCUAAGCUGGCGAGGCGACACCGCCAACACAGACCUUAGAAUAGACUACAAAUACAACACAGAGGCCAUGGCCGCCCCCGUGCCACUACACAACAUCCAGUUCCUGGUUCCUGUGGAUGGAGGCAUGGCCAAACUCCAGGCCAUGAUCCCCCCCGCCAGCUGGAAUCCAGAGCAGCAGACGAUACAGUGGAAAAUCCCCAGUCUCUCUCAUAGAUCUGAAAAUGGAGGAGUAGGGGCUCUUCUGGGCCGGUUCCAGAUGACAGAAGGUCCCUGUAAACCCUCACAGCUGGCAGUCCAGUUCAGCAGUGAGGGAUGCACUCUGUCGGGGUGCGACAUCCAGCUGGUUGGGACUGGCUACCGGUUAUCGCUGAUCAAGAAGAGAUUUGCUGCAGGGAAAUAUUUGGCGGAUAAUUAGUGGACCUGUUUGUGAACGGAACCAAAAGAAUCAAUGGCUUUUGACUGUGAAGACUAUGGAUCCAUCCCAUGUUUAGUGCAUUUGAAACUGUAUCUUUAGCAACCAUUAGAAUGAAUGGUUGAGAUUUAACAGAAUAACACAACACAGAUGACAACAGAUCAUUUUUGAGUUCGUAAUAUCAUUUUCAGUCGACUGACUGCUGCUGAGUUUAUGCAAGUAAAUACAAAUCAUUAGUUUUGUGCACUUGGAACACACAUAUGGGCUUACAUGGAGUAAAACAUAGGAAAGCUCUGAUUCUUUGUUCUUGUUUUCAUACUUGUGGAUUCAUAGAGUGAUCCAGCCUUAUUCAUUGCAGUUUCUUUUGUCUAACUGGUCGUCAUUGCAAAUGCACCGUAAAAGAUAAUGUGAAUUGAUUAUAUAAUAUUACAACAAUCUUAAGCAAGGUGGAAAAGACUGGAAAAUGUAAAAAAAAAAAAGAAGUGUAUUAUAGAGUUGCUUUGCAAUUGUAUUUUAAUAAGUUAUAGGUUCCAUGGUAAUAUCUGAUUUACACUGCCACCUCAAAUCAGAGUUUUUUUCCACCAUGUGUGACCGAUCUUUAUCGUUGUCUAAGCAGAAUUUAUGUUUCUGUGUAGACAGCCUUUGAAAUGUCACAGCCCAUUCUAUCAGUCUUGUGAUUGAAGGUGACUGGUCAGUUCACAGUUCAAAUGACCUGCAGCGCUGGACUAACAUCAGCACUCUUAAUCUGAAGGUGCUUUUUAUAUGGAAUUAUAUUUGUGCCUCAAUCCGGAUCACAUGAUGGGGAAUAUUGAGCACAUGAAUUAUAUAUUGUAGAGAAGUUAUCAUCAUACAACAAAUACUUUAAUUGAGCAGAGAAAAAAAUUACUUAUUUGCCAUAUCUUAAAUUUAAUUUAAGUUUAAAAUGGCUAUAAUCAAUAUUUUUAUAUUUACAUGGGAUGACAUAAUUACUUUUAGGUGAAUGAGGCUGCUUGUAGUGACAAACCCACAGAGAAUUAUCACCCCAAUAGUACUGUUUUGGUUGACUCUGACUGUUCUCAUAGCAUUGUUUUUGGUCGCAGCAGGCAGCUGUUUCAGCAAAAUGGCUAACCCCACUGUAAAAGUUAGCAACCAGCUGGUGAACAUUCUGGAAGCAUUUAAAAAGCUGAUUUUUCUUUAGAAGUUGAUAGAGACUAAAAACAAUUAAAAGAAGGGUAAAUAUUGGUCAGGUGGCCAAAAAACACGACUCCAAAUGAAUGCUAAUGUUACUGCGUAUCUGCUGGAUGUGUUAAUCCAUGUUAAAAGGCAAGUGUUUGCUAACAAGUUCACCAUAUCAACUUAAAAGGUAUAAUAUGUCAGUGUUCACAGCUGUUUUCCGCUGCCCACAAGUGGCUAAAUUUCCGGUUUACAUUUACUUUUUUAAAGGGAUUACAUUAAUGAUUGAAAUGCCUUGGUUGUGUAGCUGACAAUUAUCAAGUUAGCCAACUAGCUUAGUUAGCUACUGCAUAUCUGGCAGACGUUAGAUACCAAUACAGCUAGUCUGCGAGCUAAUCAAAUACAGACUAACUUUCAAACACAAUUUCAAAAGGUUUCAUAAAAUCGGGUAUGUUAGCAAAAAUGUAUAUAGCAUACUUUAUGUGUGGCUGUGGUGUGCCUGCUUACCAUUCUACUACCUACAUACCAGAUAGGUUAUAUUAUGUGGUUUAUAGCAGAAAAGCAGGGAAUUAUUUUUGAGUAAUGAUCAUUUCUCUACAAAAUAUCAUUCAUGUGUUUGCAAAACAAUCUUAUUUUGUCCCAUAUGGCGAUCAGGAUUGAAGCAAAUAUAUGUUUACACAUGCAGCCUUUACCACUACUUUGAUGGCAUAUUGCUGUUAACGGGUCAUGUGAACAGAGAGUUGGAACUGUCAGUAAAUCCGUUACAGCCAUUUGUCCUGCUGAAGAACAAAAGCAUUACAUUACCACUAUGAGCAAGUGCAAUGCUGAGAUACAUCAACUUUCCUACAUCACAGGACUUUAGUGGUGUUUGUGGUGGUGUGUGAAUGGUCAAAUUUUGUACAAAAAAAAGUCGAUACUUGUGUGAAUAACAGCUGCUACUUUCACUGGAAGAGUUUGGUUCCUUUAUUCUGUUAAUGUUACAGAAAUUAUGUUUGAAAGGGCCUUAAGAUGUAAGACGCAUACAGAGCCAGACAAGAGUGCCAAACGGUGGUAAGAAGGAGCUUUAAGUUUCAGGAGAAAUAAAGAGGGACCUGGGCUGACGAUUGUAGGAGUUACCUUUGAUGCUGCUUAAAAACUUGACCAAUUCCUUUAACCAUGAUCUUUGAUAGAGGUCUUGACAAGGACUAUUGGGGACAUAACAGAGUAAUGAAAAGAAAUGUCUAUCAAAAAGACAGCACUAUAUAUGUCCCUGUUUUAUUUUCUUGCUUUUCCACCAUGUUGAAUAAAUGUUUUAUCAUUUUCUAAUAGCAAUAUUUAAGUGUAAAAAGUGUACAUAAAAAGCUAUGUUUCAAUAUUUCUCUGGGCAUAUGGAUGUGUCUGUGAUUGUCUCUUGGUUUAUUGAUGUCAGCACUCAUGAUGAAUUAGGUUCUAUGUAACAACACUCCCACUCUUCAUCUAUUGUUUUACAUGUGGGUUUCUUGUACCAUAAACGUGUUACUGUUGAUGAAUAACUCCAAACGGUGAUGCAUGAAAUCUGCAUUUGUCCAUUCCAGUCUUAUCAAUUUCAAUAAGGUCAUGAUACGUGUGUUACUGUAUAUUUGUGCUAUGAGAGAAGACUUUUUUUCCUUCACUUAAACCUCCACUCUCUGUUUUGCUGUUGUUGCACCUUCAGAAACUCAUUGUCAAUAAAUUUGGCAUGUAUUCAUUGCUAUUCCCAUUCCAUGCAUCUGAUAUAGGUGUUUAACAUUCUCCUGUGUUUGAAUUGCACACAAAACACACCUUAAAUGUCAUUAAUAAAACAAUUCAUGGGCUCAUGUCACAUAUCAAUAUGUGUUUGAACAUUACAUUUUAUUGAAUGUUUUUAUGUGUUGACUCACAGUUUGGGCCUAGGUGUAAUAUUUCAUUUAGUUCUUCGAAAUUGGAAAAACAUAAUGGUUCUUUCAGUGUAUUAAGAACAACAGUUCUCAGUGUUUCUGUUACUUAUGCUUCGGUUUUUCUUUGCCUUUUUUGAGCAUACACUUAGUCCACCAAUAUGGAAGAGUUUCUGUAAGUUUAUUUUUUCUACAAUGUUUUGGCUGUAUUCCUUUCACUGCAUUAGACACAGAAUAUGCAAACAUGUCAUGUAAAUUUCCCAUCCAAAGAUUUUGAAAGUAAAUAUAUGAAAAAAAUAUAAUGUAAUACCUGUUUUACUUGGUAAUAAAGAAGAGGAAAUAUGA
Molecule: messenger RNA, 6489 nt
Organism: Sander lucioperca (pikeperch)
Lineage: Eukaryota; Metazoa; Chordata; Actinopteri; Perciformes; Percidae
Product: SH3-containing GRB2-like protein 3-interacting protein 1
Exons: 24
Coding region: 422-3124 (900 amino acids)
Biological process (GO): clathrin-dependent endocytosis; clathrin coat assembly; synaptic vesicle endocytosis
Cellular component (GO): cytoplasm; clathrin-coated pit; plasma membrane
Source: RefSeq, a predicted model, not a curated record